This is a messenger RNA of Trichogramma pretiosum, 6443 nucleotides long. It is a transcript of the gene Sec71, whose product is annotated as brefeldin A-inhibited guanine nucleotide-exchange protein 1. Gene Ontology annotation, molecular function: guanyl-nucleotide exchange factor activity. The transcript has 15 exons. Gene Ontology annotation, biological process: regulation of ARF protein signal transduction. Lineage: Eukaryota; Metazoa; Arthropoda; Insecta; Hymenoptera; Trichogrammatidae. The coding region runs from base 508 to 5958 and encodes 1816 amino acids. The record is from RefSeq and is a predicted model, not a curated record.
UGUGUAUAUAUAGAUAUACAGAUAUAACACGUAAGCUACUGCUGCGCUGCUGCUGCUGCAUCUGACAGACAAUUCGCGAGGGUGCGGUGUGCGGGUGGUUGCUUCAUUACGUAUAUAUAUAUGGACAUAAUAGUCAGGCUGCUACUUACUGCUGUUCAUCACACAGUGUGUGCGAGUUGUCGUAAACUCGAUGCAUUUGAUACACGCAUGCCUACGUACAAUAAUAAAGCACGAGUGGGUAUACGUCAUUGCUGCAGCAUAAUUCGUCUGUGACAUACGCGUGCACAGCUGCACACCUGGUGACGUGACAGCAUAUAGACAGAAUGUCUGCGCCGAGGUUUGAUAAUAGUGGUGCCUUUGCCGAGCAAUCAUUAAUGACGAUGAUGACGACGACGAUCGACGAGUCAUGCAGUUCGGAUUGCUGAAUUAUCGAACGUCCCGACGAGCAACACAACUCUGCGAGCAAAUUUAAUUACGUGGACAACAUCUGGAUCCUGGAUAUCUCUGAUGACAAUGCGAAAUAAUUGUAAAACAAGAGAAAUGUUUAUUGUACGAGCAUUGGAAAAGAUAUUAGCAGAUCGUGAUGUCAAGCGCUCACAUCUGUCACAGCUCAGAAGAGCCUGUGAAUCAGCACUUGAGGAUUUACAUAAUGAAAUCAAAGAUGUUCCUAAUACACAAGGAGAGGAAGCUCCUUCUAAUGCUCUACCACAGCCCAAGAGCGACUCCAAUUUUAUAAGCGCUGAAAAGUAUUUUCUACCUUUUGAGUUGGCGUGUCAGAGCAAGUCACCACGCAUAGUGGUCACAUCCCUAGACUGUCUGCAAAAACUAAUUGCCUAUGGGCACCUUACAGGCAGCAUACCCGACUCAACGGACCCUAGUAAAUUAUUAAUUGAAAGAAUUGUUGAAACAAUUUGCAGUUGUUUCAUUGGCCCGCAAACAGAUGAUGGUGUGCAAUUACAAAUUAUCAAAGCGCUACUCACUGUUAUGACCAGUCAACACGUGGAAGUUCACGAAGGAACAGUUCUGUUGACAAUCAGAACAGUUUAUAAUGUAUAUUUAGCUUCCAGAAAUUUAGUUAAUCAAACAACUGCUAGGGCAACUCUGACUCAAAUGAUAAAUGUGAUAUUCGCCAGGAUGGAAUCUCAAGCUGAAGAAGAAAGUAUAAGACAAGAGCAUGAACACCAAAAUUCAUUGACACCUGUAGUCAUUGAAACUGAAGUAACUGAACAAAAUGAAAUUUUGAAUUCAUCUACUGCUGCUAAUGUUGAUGCAUCAUCAACAACAAACUUUUCAGAACCUUCAAUGGACCCUCCUCAAUUGAAUGAUUCUCUUCCUACUAUUACAUGCGAAGCACAACCAGAAGAGGCAUCAAAAUUAAGUGAAGCUCAAGAAGUUGUGCGCAGUGUUUUAAACAAUAUAAUUGACAAUAUAAUUCUUGAACCAGCUGCUGAGACAAAAAGUGUUCCCCAAGUUACAGAAGAACCAAUUGAAUUUGAAACACCUGUAGCGGAAGAAACUUCUGCAGAGAAUAAUUCUGUAAUAGAAGAAGCUUCUGCUGGGAAUAAUUCUGUAACAGAAGAAGCUUCUGCUGGAAAUAAUUCUGUAACAGAAGAUCAACAGCCAAAUCAAGAUGAAGCAGUUGUGGAGAGCGACAAUAUGGUUACAGCAAAGUUUACACAUGUACUGCAAAAAGAUGCCUUUUUAGUAUUUCGAGCCUUAUGUAAAUUAUCUAUGAAAUCACUGCCUGAUGGUCCACCAGAUCCUAAGUCCCAUGAGCUCCGAUCAAAAAUUUUAUCACUUCAAUUACUUCUUGGAAUUCUACAAAAUGCUGGCCCUAUUUUACGCUCAAACGAAAUGUUUGUUAUUACGAUUAAGCAAUAUUUAUGCGUCGCCCUAUCGAAAAAUGGAGUAUCUUCCGUUCCCGAAGUAUUUGAACUGUCGCUAGCUCUUUUCCUCGUAUUGUUAGCCCGAUUCAAAGUACAUCUAAAGAUGCAAAUCGAAGUAUUUUUCAAGGAGAUUUUUAUGAAUAUUUUGGAAACGUCCAGCAGUUCGUUCGAGCACAAGUGGAUGGUAAUUCAUGCUCUUACCCGUAUCUGCGCCGAUGCUCAGAGCGUCGUCGAUAUCUACGUCAAUUAUGAUUGCGAUUUAGCAGCUGCUAAUCUUUUUGAAAGAUUGGUGAACGAUUUAUCGAAAAUCGCUCAGGGUCGCCAAGCUCUCGAGUUGGGCGCCUCGCCGAAUCAAGAAAAAUCCAUGCGCAUUCGCGGUCUCGAAUGCCUGGUGUCGAUUCUCAAGUGCAUGGUCGAGUGGAGUCGGGAUCUGUACGUCAAUCCGUCGAUACCGGCGGAACAGCAAGUGCCUCAAGCCGAAUCACUCGAUCCCUCGAUGGAGAACGCCGGUACGCCCGGCAACAACGGCAACAGACUGCUGCCUCGAUACGGCAGUGUCGGUAGUCUGAGCUCCGCGAAUAGCAGCCUGGUCGGGAACAAAGAAGUUCCGGACUCGCCCGAGCAGUACGAGGUGCAAAAGCAACAAAAAGAAGUCUGGGAAACUGGCAUCGAAAUAUUUAAUAGGAAACCACCAAAAGGUGUGGCAUACUUACAAGAGCAAGGUCUUCUUGGCACCACGGAGGAAGAUAUCGCGCGAUGGUUACACACGGACGAGCGCCUCGACAAGACCGCGCUCGGUGACUUUCUCGGUGACCAAGGCUACAAUCAGGUCAUGUACAAAUACAUCGAUCAAAUGGACUUUACCGAUCGCGAUUUAGUCAGUGCCCUCAGGUACUUUUUGGAGGGUUUCAGACUGCCCGGCGAGGCGCAAAAGAUCGACAGACUCAUGGAAAAAUUUGCCAGUAGGUACUGCGCUUGCAAUCCCAAUAAUGGCCUGUUCACGAGCGCCGAUACGGCUUACAUCCUUGGCUUUUCCAUCAUUAUGCUGACGACGGAUUUGCACUCGCCCCAAGUGAAAAACAAAAUGACGAAAGAGCAGUAUAUCAAACUCAACAGAAGGAUUAGCGACAACGAGGACUUGCCGGAAGAAUACCUGUCCAAAAUUUACGACGAAAUCGCCGGCAACGAAAUCAAAAUGAAGAGCAACUCCAACAGGAUUGGCAAACAGGUGAUCUCGAGCGAGAAGAAACGUCGACUAUUGUGGAACAUGGAGAUGGAGGUGAUAUCGACCGCGGCCAAAAAUCUCAUGGAGUCGGUGAGCCACGUUCAAGCUCCGUUCACCACGGCCAAACAUCUCGAGCACGUGCGGCCCAUGUUCAAAAUUGCCUGGACGCCGUUUUUGGCGGCUUUCAGCGUCGGCCUGCAGGACUGCGACGAUCCGGAGAUCGCCUCGCUCUGUCUCGACGGCAUACGCUGCGCGAUUCGCAUCGCUUGCAUAUUCCACAUGACGCUCGAACGAGACGCUUACGUGCAAGCUCUGGCGCGAUUCACCCUGUUGACGGCCAAUUCGCCGAUCACCGAGAUGAAGGCCAAAAACAUCGACACCAUCAAGACUCUGAUUACCGUGGCGCACACCGACGGCAAUUAUUUGGGUACUUCCUGGUUGGACGUGGUCAAGUGCAUAUCGCAACUCGAGUUAGCUCAACUGAUCGGCACCGGUGUCCGUCCUCAACUUUUGGGCCCUCCCUCGAAGCCUCAUCAUUUCCCAUCGCCGUUGGCUAACUUCGCCAAUUUAAGCGUAACCAGUAGCUCGCACACUACCAAUGGAUUAAAUCUCAGUUCACUGGAUCGUAAGUACCAACAGCUCCUCAAUUUCGAUUUAAUUUCAAUCGAUUGUAAAAGAGGAUUAUUUAUCAUUUCAGCGAGCGUCAAGGAAUCGAUCGGUGAGACGAGUUCUCAGAGUGUCGUCGUGGCGGUCGACCGCAUAUUCACCGGCUCGACGAGGCUCGACGGUGACGCCAUUGUCGAGUUCGUCAAGGCUCUGUGUCAAGUGUCGCUGGAGGAGCUGGCGCACCCGACGCAGCCGCGCAUGUUCUCCCUGACGAAAAUCGUCGAGAUCUCCUACUACAACAUGGGACGCAUUCGUCUGCAGUGGUCGCGAAUCUGGCAAGUCGUGGGUGAACACUUUGACAGGGUCGGGUGCAGUCCUCGCCAAGAGAUAUCCUUCUUCGCCGUCGACUCGCUCAGGCAAUUGGCGACCAAGUUCAUCGAGAAGGGCGAGUUCGCCAAUUUCCGCUUUCAAAAGGACUUUCUUCGGCCGUUCGAGCACAUAAUGAAGAAGAAUCGGUCGACGGUGAUACGUGACAUGGUCGUGCGGUGCGUCGCGCAAAUCGUUCACUCGCAGGCGCCCAACAUUCGCAGUGGCUGGAAAAAUAUAUUCAGCGUGUUUCAUCACGCGGCCAGCGACAGGGACGAAGCCGUUGUCGAUUUGGCGUUCUCGAUGACUGGAAAAAUUAUAAAUGAAUUGUACGCCAAGGACUUUAGCAUAAUGGUAGACUCGUUUCAAGACUCGGUAAAAUGUUUGAGCGAGUUUGCCUGUAACGCUUCCUUCCCCGACACGAGCAUGGAAGCUAUUAGAUUGAUUCGCGCUUGCGCCUCCUACAUCGACGCGAAUCCUCAUUACUUCGCCGAAGGCAUGAUGGACGAUAUGAAUGGCAUGGUGUCCGAAGAAGAUAGAGCUUGGGUACGAGGAUGGUUCCCGUUGCUUUUUGAGCUAUCUUGCGUCGUCAGUCGUUGCAAACUCGACGUUCGCACGCGAGCGUUGACCGUGCUCUUUGACGUCGUCAAAACUCACGGUGCCUCGUUCAAGCCGCACUGGUGGAAAGACCUGUUCCAAGUACUGUUCCGCAUAUUUGACAAUAUGAAGCUACCGGAGCAACACACCGAGAAAGCCGAAUGGAUGACUACAACUUGCAACCACGCGCUGUACGCCAUAGUCGACGUGUUUUCACAAUUCUACGACACCCUCGGACCGCUGCUUCUCGAGCAGCUCUACGCCCAGCUGCACUGGUGCGUUCAGCAGGACAAUGAGCAACUGGCGCGCUCGGGUACCAAUUGCCUCGAGAAUCUCGUCAUAAGUAACGGCGUCAAGUUCGACAGCGACACGUGGGACAAGACUACCAGCUGCGUCCUCGAGAUAUUCAGCAGUACGCUACCGACGGCUCUGCUCACCUGGAAACCCGUGACGAACAAAGAAUCAGACAUGGAUGUUAUAACGGGGGAGGCCGAGCAUUCGGGAAUAUUAAAACGAAGCUCUAGCAAUCAGAGCAUAGGUAGUAACAGCGAAUCGAGUAGGGCCAAGGUAUUCGCGGCUCUAUUGAUUAGGUGUGUGGUUCAACUGGAACUCAUUCAGACAAUCGAUAACAUCGUUUUUUACCCGGCUACAUCGAGAAAAGAAGACCAGGAAAAUCUCGCUGCCGCUCAAGCUGACAUGCUCAAUAGCAAAUCAGAAGUCGGCGCAAUAAGUUCGGGUGGAGAUCAACAAAAAGAAGAACAAGGGAUGUACUGCGCACUGUCGUCCAAUCAUCUCCUAAAAUUGGUCGAUUGUCUCUUGAGAUCUCAUCGUUUUGCUAAAAGUUUUAAUUCCAAUCACGAGCAGCGAAAUAUCCUGUGGAAAGCUGGUUUUCGCGGAAACGUCAAACCAAAUUUACUCAAACAAGAGAUUCAAUCGUUAGCUUGUUCGUUGCGCAUCUUAUUCAAAAUGUAUAGCGACGAGUCACAUCGUUCCAAUUGGUCGGUGAUCGAAUCCCGACUGCAGGAGGUUGCCACCGAAGCUCUUGAAUACUUUUUGGUUCUCGGAAACGAAGCUCAUCGCGAUGCUUGGACACCCAUACUGCUGUUACUGCUCACGCGAGUGCUUAAAAUGACAGACGAUAGAUUCGCUGUGCACGCAAGCAGUAUGUACCCUUUGCUCUGUGAAAUUAUGUGCUUCGAUCUCAAGCCCGAGUUGCGAAGUGUACUGAGAAGAUUUUUCCUGAGGAUCGGCCCUGUUUUUAGGAUUACGCAGCAGUAGUGUUUGUUGGUUUGUGAAAAUUGAAUGAUCAAUUGACUAGAGAGACACUUUGCCGUUGAUGACAAUGAUGUAGUUGUUAAAAAUAACUUUAAUCUCAUUUGCUCUAUUAUUUGAAGUUCAUUUAUAAUUCUAUGUAUAUUACAGUCUUUCUUAUUAUUGUAUAUUAUUAUUAGUAUUAGCACUAUUACGAGAGUAAAACUUUUUGAACGUUAUCAAGUAUGCAAAUACUUUUUAUACGCUGUUGUACUUUUUGCCAGUCAUUGGUACUUACUGUUUUGAAAUUACAGUGAUUUGAUUAUGCGUAAAUAAUUCAAGUUUGAAGUUAACUUGAUUAAGAUUCAAUUAUUAUUUGUAAAUUAUACUUAUGAACACGAAUUUGAAAGUGUAGAAGAAAAGAUGAAGGAUUCGAUACAUUAUAUUUUAUACACGUAUUCAAUUUUAUGAAAAAGUAUGAGUGAAUCGUAGAUAAUUAAUUUUUGAACAAG